This is a messenger RNA of Oikopleura dioica, 621 nucleotides long. NCBI's taxonomy places the organism in Eukaryota, Metazoa, Chordata, Appendicularia, Copelata, Oikopleuridae. The record is from the annotation of a GenBank genome assembly.
AUGGAUGCUGAUAAAAUCAGGUCCCACUUGAAAAAGAAAAAAGACGAUUACAACUACGAGAUACAAACUACAGAUGAUCAUGCUCGGAAAAAAGUUGCGAAGACGAAAUACUACAAGAUCCGAAAAAUGUUAAAAGAAAUGAGCGAUGCAGAAAUCGUCUCCUGGUACUAUGAGGAAGAAGCAAAAUCUACAAAUCGUCAGAGACUCAAAGAUGAAACAAAUAGACAAAACAAUCCACCGAGAAAACCUGUUCAAAAGAUUUCGAAAAAGCUAGCAGACUUUGCGGAUAUGGAAUACGAAGUACAAACUCCCAAAGUUACUCCCGUUGCUCAAGAACCGAGCACGAGUAAUGAUAGGAUCGCGAACUGGCUUUCAAGCAACGACUUCAGCAUCGCCAAUGAAACUCUCGAGCUAGAAAGAGAGUCAGCUGGAUCCUCGCAAAAAGUGGUUAAAUGCUCGAAAUCUCGACAGCGAGAAAAGAAAGUACAAAAGUCUUCAAAUAAAGAAGAUAAUUCCGACCCUCCAUUUUUUCCUCCAGAGUCUAAUUUACCUGCGAAGAAGCCCAGAUUACAGGGAAAAGGUCAAAUAAGUGUCCUCAUAAACAGAAAGAACUCGGUCUAA